Messenger RNA from Protopolystoma xenopodis, 489 nucleotides. The record is from the annotation of a GenBank genome assembly. Lineage: Eukaryota; Metazoa; Platyhelminthes; Monogenea; Polystomatidea; Polystomatidae.
GAUGACAGUGCCAACCUGCCUUCAGCGAUUCAGGCUGGGUUUGUCAGCGAAGGUGAAUUCUCCGUCGUCACGUUACCGACCGCCGGGCAUCUAGCUGCAUGCGGCCUAUCUUCACAUUCGGCUGGCACUCGACUUAUCAAUGCCAGUGUUCCUGCUCUACUUGCCUGUUUCAUUGGCAAUGGACCUACUGUCGUUUUGGUUAUGCCGGACGCCCUCCACAUAUCUCAGGCAGCAAUGAAGCGUAGUUUAGUUUCCUGCCUUGACUGGCUUGAAGAAACUCAACGUUUCCCAAGUGUUUUCGCUGCAGUACCCAAGUCAAAAGCCGGUAGGUCAUCGUCCAGUGAGCAGUCUCUUGUGCCGGCGCUGGUUAAGACUUUUCUCUUUUUAGGCUUUGAAUUGCUUCCGCCUUCCUCUACUCCUUCCGAUUUGCUUGUUCUUUUGAGUGAUUUUCAUGUACUUCGCACAGACUUGUCUGACUAUCUGGAAUGA